GGAGGAUUCAACCAGCAGGAUAUCUUUACUCAACAGCAACAACAGCGCAUGUUACAACAACAGCAACAUCUUUUCAACACCUCAACACUCGGUCAGUCAUCAACUAUGAAUAGAAAUUUGAUGGCAGCUGAAGAAAUUCGUGUUGAUUGCGUACAGAUGACCAACAAUGGGAGGUACGUUGUGACUGGCUCCAACUGUGGUCCUCCACAAGUCUGGGAUCUCAAGUCAGGUGAGCUUGUGAAGGUAAUGAAAGGGGAUGAGUUCAGUUCCACGGACCUUCACCUUGCCAAUGGAGACACCUUGUUGGUUGGUCAAGUUGCUGAGUUGGAACCUGUUGAUGUCGUUGAUGGCAAUCGUGUUCAUCAAAGAAGGCUUCAGGUUUGGGAUUUUGAAACCGGCAAGCCGAUAGAGAUGAGUAGAACGGAAACGUGUACAGCCAGCUGCAUGAUGAGUGAUGGAGAGAGGAUGUUGCUCGGCAGAACUGAUAGGUUUGGAGGGGGGACCACAAUCAUCAUCUGGGACAUUCUGGCCAACGAGCCUGUUCGACAAAUCAAAUGUGACUCUAGUGUUGGCUUUGCUGAUCAUAUCAGCUAUUUGAACGUGACGAAAGACAGCCGAUAUGUGAUAGCAGGUUUCCAGAACACGUACGACGGUACGGCUAACUACGUAACCUUUGACCUUGCAUCAGCUGAUAUUAAUGCUUCGGGCAUGAGGGUGUCUUCGUUGGAUGCUGACGUUGAUGUGACGACGCUGUUGAACGACAAGGAGGCAGUGACUGGUACGAGGAAAGGAGAGCUGAUCGUGUGGAGUGUGAAAACAGGCAAGCAGCUAAGAAGUCUGGGAGGAGGUGCAAUGUGUCACAACGGGGAGGUGAAGGAUGUCGUUGUCAGCAAGGAUGGUCAGUUGCUGGUCUCUGCAUCAACUGAUGGUACGAUCAAAGUUUGGGACAUUGACAGUGAAAGUCUCCUGCAUACGCUGACUGGACAUAGAGAUGAGGUGUGGUGCUGUACUCUUUCGCCUGACAAUGAGCUGGUUGGAUCCGGCUCGAAGGAUGGUACAAUCAGGUUGUGGAAAGUAUCUGACGGCACGUCUGUGGCUGCUAUUGACGCUGGCAUGACUGUUUUUAAGGUGCUGCUGAGCAACAACAAGAAGACGGUGGUUGCAUUGGCCGACAAGGGAGGCGCCAGGAAAUUAAUUAUGUUACGCGUCGUCAGAUCAACUGCUACAAUCGAUCGAAGGAAUCAAAUUGUCAGGGCAUGAGUGCAUUGCCUCUGCAACACUUUAUUUCAAGGAUGUUUAUCGACUUGUUUAGAAUCACAUGCGGCUUUGUACAAUUUUUUUUAUUUCCCUAUUUGUAUCUACUAAUUUUAUGGCUACCAAUUUGUUAAAUAAGUUUGUAUGGAACGACAAAUUUGAUGUAUCGAUAGUUUUAUUUAUUAUUGUUAACAAAGAUCUUGUCGCUUUUUGUUACAGUUAACGAGAUGUUUUCAAAUUUUUCAAAUCACAUGCUUAAGCUUUUUUUUUUUCAAAUAUUUUAUAAACCAUUUUGAAUACAGUUUUUUCUUUUUAGUAGUAGUGUUGAUGUUUUUUUUGAACUGAGAAACAAAACUCUUUUGAAUGUAAAUAUUUUUUCUCGUAGAAUAUUUAAAAAAAUUACGAUCUUAGUAUUAAUAGGGGAUCUAAUUUUUAUAGCAGAAUUUUUAAUUUAAAAAAAAUACGAUCUUAGUAAAAAAUAUGAUCUUAGUAUUAAUAGGGGAUCUUUUAUUUUUUGUGGCAGAAUUUUUAAUUUUUAAAAAAUAUAAUCUUAUUGGUGAUCUGAUUUUUAUAGCAGAAAGUUUUAUAAAACCUUUUGCAUCAAAUUACUGUAGCCUACGUUAAAUGGUUUUAAAAGUAUUACAAAUAUUAUCAUGAAUAAUAGUUACUUUUUCGUUACUUAUUUGCUUGGAAAUAUAGUUGAAUUAACACAUUUAUUGUUCAAUAAUUAAGAGAAAUGAUUGUCAUUUAAAUGAUUCUCUACCGAUCAUUGUUAGUGCAUUGAUAUGUCAUUAAUUUAUUUAUGUGCCUUAGAACCUGAAUCUUUUUAUUGAAUUGCACAAAUUUACGUGGAUUGUUAAAAUUUUUGGAAUAUCCCAUAUCAAUGGCAAUGUCUAUGACAUUUUUUUCAUUUUUCAUUCUACGAUCAUGUAGCCUCUUUUAUACUGUUCUCAAAAGAUUUUGGAUAUUUUUUAUUAUUUAAAUUUUGUUGAAAUUUCAAUACAAUUAAUAAAAAUUAUAAUUUUUU
Molecule: messenger RNA, 2281 nt
Organism: Helobdella robusta
Lineage: Eukaryota; Metazoa; Annelida; Clitellata; Rhynchobdellida; Glossiphoniidae
Exons: 8
Coding region: 49-1260 (403 amino acids)
Molecular function (GO): protein binding
Source: RefSeq, a predicted model, not a curated record